Messenger RNA from Drosophila eugracilis, 528 nucleotides. RefSeq lists its product as uncharacterized. The coding region runs from base 1 to 528 and encodes 175 amino acids. The record is from RefSeq and is a predicted model, not a curated record. Lineage: Eukaryota; Metazoa; Arthropoda; Insecta; Diptera; Drosophilidae. The transcript has 2 exons.
AUGGAUAGAGCUAUAGUCAUUGGAAUUUGGUGGACUUUAGUCGGGCCCUUAAUAGUGAAUGGAGAUUUUCGGUUGCAAAAUGUGAUUUGCGAGUCCUUCGACACUUCAAUAUCAAAUUUUAGUCGUUGCGAGAUGAAGGUUGUUCGACGGGGGGUGUCAGCCUUCAGUAUGGUUUGGAAACUGUACAAAAAGCCCAUCAAUAAUGUGGAUAUCAAUGUGUCACUGUACAAGAAAUCAAAUGGCUAUCGACCAUUUCUCUUCAAUCAGACAUUGGAUUUUUGUUACUACAUGAGGAAUCCGCGGGCGCAUCCAUUAAUUUUUAUGAUGCACAAUGUGUUUUUAUCGGAGUCUAACAUAAAUCAUUCAUGUCCCUAUGAUCACGAUUUAAUAAUGAAGGACUUUACCUACAAGAAGAACGACAUGAACGAUCUACCCAUACCAAAUGGGGAAUAUAUGAUAAGAGUAAAAGUAGCAACUGAAAAAGUGUAUUUUGUAUCCAUAAAGAUUUAUAUGAAAAGAAGUGAUUAA